AUGUCUCACAUCGCUGUUGAGAGGAAUCGAAGAAGGCAAAUGAAUGAACAUCUCAAAUCGCUUCGUUCUUUGACUCCUUGUUUUUACAUUAAAAGGGGAGAUCAAGCUUCAAUAAUAGGAGGAGUGAUAGAGUUCAUUAAAGAGAUGCAGCAAUUAGUACAGGUUCUUGAGUCCAAGAAACGUCGAAAAACACUAAACGGGCAUUCUUUUCUGCAUGAUCACCAAACACUCGAGUCCCUAGCCAACACCACCAAUGCAACCAGCAGAGUGCCGUUUAGUCGAAUAGAGAACGUGAUGACCACAAGCACUUUCAAAGAAGUAGGAGCAUGUUGCAACUCUCCUCAUGCUAAUGUCGAAGCCAAGAUCUCAGGCUCUAACGUUGUAUUGAGAGUUGUCUCUAGACGAAUUGAGGGCCAGCUUGUGAGGAUUGUAUCCGCCUUGGAGAAGCUAUCUUUUCAGGUUCUUCAUCUCAAUAUUAGUAGCAUGGAGGAGACUGUCUUGUACUUCUUCGUUGUUAAGAUAGGACUGGAGUGUCACAUAAGCUUAGAGGAUCUAACCUUUGAAGUUCAGAAAAGCUUUGUUCCUGAAGACGUAACUGUUGCUGAGGUGUUGUGGUGCUGCGAUAGGGAAGCAGCAGGGCAGGAGAGGCUAGUGGUAGAAGCUGUGGAAGAGAAAGCUUGA
Messenger RNA from Eruca vesicaria subsp. sativa (arugula), 681 nucleotides. The record is from the annotation of a GenBank genome assembly. Lineage: Eukaryota; Viridiplantae; Streptophyta; Magnoliopsida; Brassicales; Brassicaceae.